CGACUGCAGACGUUACAGGAUACCACAGGAGGGCUUCACAGUUACGCUGGGCUUUGAGGCAACACAGUCAUGCUGCUGGUGUUGAGAGCUUUGCUGGUCCUGAGUUUGGCUCCCCUGCUGCACGGCGCCAGGAAAAGCCAGUCGGUCUCAGCAAAGCUGGGGCCCAGAGCUGGACUGAAGGGCAACAGUGUGAGGUUGGUUAUAGAUCCUUCAGUGCUGCCGCACUUCACCGCAAAAUCUCCCUCAAGCAUCGCCAACAUGUCUCUGUCACCGUGGACGUACAUUGACUCGUCCGUGGACUCUCGUUUGCCCAAGCAUAUCUCAAACGCCCAGUGCCUCACCACUGGCUGUCUGAGUCCACAGGGGGGAGGGGAGGAUAGAGGCCUGGAGGCUAAACCCAUCAAGUACGAAGUUCUGGUCCUCCACAGGGUCCUCAAACCGUCUAAGAAAAAAGGGAGGAAGGCGAGGAAGCAGUACAUCUUCACACUGGGGACAGAGGUGAUCACAGCUGGCUGUACCUGUGUGAGGCCCACUGUCAUACCUCAGGGGUAGGAAGGCGACGACUUGUGAUGAACGCAUUUCUUUCAGCACGCUGUUUUUACCCUGUACUAACCUGCAUUCUGCAAGUUUGCUUUAAGUUAUAACAGGUUCAGAUAUGAAAGUAAAAUGUGUAACAUGAAAGAGUCAUUUUUGACCUGUGUGAUGUUUUAGUGCUUGCGUUUCCCCGUCUUAGCUGUUAGCAGUAGGGCUUGCUUUGUGACUCUGAUAGCUUUAAACAGCUGCAAAGUGUGUGUCUGCCCCCUUGUGGUCGCGAGGGCUUUAUUGUAACUUUAAUCAGAGAUGGUAGACGAAAGAAUGUGAGCCUUGAAUUGUUGUUGACAUUAUUUGUACAUGAUAAAUAAUAUUAAUUUUGUGGAUAUGUGUCUUUUUUAUAUUUGUUCCUAUUUUAUUCCUAAUUCGGUAUUUUGCUUUUUACAUUUUAUACGAACUAUUUUCAUUUCAUUGUAAACAUUAUAAUUCAUAAUUAAAAAUGUGUAUCUUUAA
This is a messenger RNA of Maylandia zebra (zebra mbuna), 1044 nucleotides long. RefSeq names its product interleukin 17a/f3 (gene il17a/f3). Lineage: Eukaryota; Metazoa; Chordata; Actinopteri; Cichliformes; Cichlidae. Gene Ontology annotation, molecular function: cytokine activity. The record is from RefSeq and is a predicted model, not a curated record. Gene Ontology annotation, cellular component: extracellular region. Gene Ontology annotation, biological process: inflammatory response.